AGACGGACGUGGCAGUACAAGGGCGGCGGCUGUUGCUGGCGCUCGGUCUUCACUGACGGUUGCUUUAUCCGUAAAUGGCCUCCAACCUUCCCUCCUCCAUUCGCGGCCGAAUUUCGACGCAAUUCGAUCGAUUCCCGCACUCACUCGGCUGCCUCGGAUAUUUCUAAAAUUCGACUUUGAGUCAAAAUGUCUGGAUGGCAAGCGUACAUCACGUCGAUGACGGACUCGUCGCCUGCCAUCAAGAGGGCAGCCAUCAUCGGCACCGACGGAUCCGUAUGGGCCCGAACUCAAAACGCCAAUGCCUUCCGGGCAACUGAAGCGGAGCUGAAGAAGUUUGUCGCUUUGUUUGACAAUCUUGCAAAUGUCCCGUCAACUGGAGCCGAUCUGGAAGAGGUUCACUACAUCGUUCCUCGCACCGAAGAGAACCUCAUCUUUGGCAAGAAAGAAAAAUGUGGAUUUUUCGCUGCUAAGACGAAAACUGCCAUUCUAAUCGCCAUAUACGAGGGAGAGAAUCAGGUCUCGGCUGAAGUACGGACAGCGGUUGAGAAGAUGGCCAAAUAUCUGGAGGACAGCGGUUACUGAGAUUAAUAACAAAGUUCUUAUUGUCUGAAAUAUCAUAAUGACUCAUGAUCGCCCGCCUUAUUCUCGCUUCACUCCGUCUUUUUAAUGUAUAUCCACAUCUCUUUUCUCUUUCGUUCACCCUUAUUAGGCGUUUGUUUGAUUUGCUUCAUAGUGUGAAAAUCGUUCAGAUUAUGUCUAUACUCUUUUUUCGCCUUCUACUUGAUUUGAUAUGGCAUAAGGUUUUCACAAUUUUAUCAUAUUUAUGUC
Messenger RNA from Cylicocyclus nassatus, 828 nucleotides. The record is from the annotation of a GenBank genome assembly. Lineage: Eukaryota; Metazoa; Nematoda; Chromadorea; Rhabditida; Strongylidae.